Molecule: messenger RNA, 15094 nt
Organism: Coregonus clupeaformis (lake whitefish)
Lineage: Eukaryota; Metazoa; Chordata; Actinopteri; Salmoniformes; Salmonidae
Product: protein bassoon-like
Exons: 11
Coding region: 103-11967 (3954 amino acids)
Biological process (GO): protein localization to synapse; presynaptic active zone assembly
Cellular component (GO): cytoskeleton of presynaptic active zone; axon; GABA-ergic synapse
Molecular function (GO): metal ion binding; structural constituent of presynaptic active zone
Source: RefSeq, a predicted model, not a curated record
GGAGCAGCAUUGCUGAGUUCGCUCCUCUGAGCUUUUUAUAUUAAUAUAAUUAUAAAAACGGUCGAAAUACAAUUUCUCCCCUCGGUCUCCUAACCAGAGACGAUGGGGAACGAAGGGAGCAUCGAGGGAGGCGGACAACCCGGGGAACCGGGCUCAAUCUCUAUGGCGGGAGCGCCUGGUUCCAUUUCAGCACCACUGGGCUCUGGACAGCACAUCAAGCCCGCCAAUGGUGCUGCUGCCGGUGGAGGAAUGGGUGGCGGACCGGGGAUGAAUAGGGUUCCUAUUGGGAGUCCUAAACCUGGGAUGCAGGCUGGCUAUGGAGGGAUGGCUGGAGGAAUGGGUGGAGGAGGAGGUCAGAGACUGGCCAACCAAGAAAGCCACAGGCCGAUGCAGCAGUCUAGCCCAGGCCCUGUCCAUGGCUCAGGCCCAGGCCACGGGGGUCAUGGGCCAGGGAUGGGUGCUGGGAUGGGUGGUGGUCCCGGUCAGCGUGGCCAGAGCCCCGGUCAGCCCGGUCAGCACGCCUCCAGACGGAACCUCCAGGUGGACUUCAGCGGUUCGGGGGGCCGGUCGGGUCGCUCCUCCUCGAUGUCUCCGGACCGGGGGAUCACCCCCACCUCACCCUACUCGGUUCCCCAGAUCGCCCCCAUGCCCGUCAGCAAGCUGUGCCCACUAUGCUCCACCACGGAGCUAACCAAUCCACCGGCCCUGCCAAACUACGACACCUGCACACAGUGCCGCUCCACCGUCUGCAACCAGUGUGGCUUCAACCCCAACCCCCACCUCACAGAGGUCCAGGAGUGGCUCUGUCUCAACUGCCAGAUGCAGAGGGCGUUGGGCAUUGACAUGACCACCCCACGAUCCAAGAGCCAGCAGCAGAUCCACUCUCCAUCCCAUCAAGCCAAACCCUUAGUCCAGCCAUCACCUGUUCAUCAGGCAGCCCAGCUAAAAUCCCUUCCCCAGGCCCAGGUACGGCCCCCACUUCAGUCUUUACCCCACUCCCAACCCCAGGCCCAACCCUAUGGUCAAACUCAGCCCCAGGCCCAGCCCUACGGUCAAUCCCAGCCCCAGUCCUUUGGCCAAACUCAGCCCCAGCCCUAUGGUCAAUCCCUGCCUCAGCAACAGCCCUACAGCCAAACUCAGCCCCAACCCUAUGGUCAAUCCCAGCCCUAUGGCCAGUCCCAGCAACAGCUCUAUGGUCAAUCCCAGCCCCAACAACAGCCCUACGGCCAAAGCCAGCCCCAGCGACAGCCCUUUGGUCAAACCCAGCCUCAAACCAACCCCCAGGCUCAGCAUCAGCCACAGCCCUCCCCUGGCCUACAGAGACACCCUGUCGCCGGCUCAGCCUCACUGCCCGGGUCUUCGACAAGCUCUCCCCAGCACAUCCCAUAUGGCCAGAGAGGGUCUGGAGGUCCCGGCCAGCCCCGGAUACCCCACCCUGGGGCAGUCCCCCUGGUGGGCAUGGCCAAGGCUCCCUCCCAGCCAGACCUGGGCCGAGGUUCCCCGAUGCACCAGGGUGGCCGCCAGGCUGCCAGCGCUGGCUCCUCCCCCGCCCAUCGGCCCUCCGCCCCCCAGGGACAGCCUCCCCAGGACGGCCUGACCAAACUGUUUGGCUUUGGGGCGUCGCUCCUCAACCAGGCGGCCAGCACCCUGGCAUCUGUUGACCCCCUCUCAGGGCCACCGUCCUCCCAGCCCUCCCCUGCCAGGGGUGGACCUGCCAAUAAACAACAAGGACCUCCUGGUGCCAAACCUUUCCAGACAGUUGGCCCGCAUGCACCCCAAAUGGGUGGACCCCAUGCACCCCAAAUGAGUGGACCCCAUGCGCCCCAAAUGGGUGGCCCCCAUGCACCAACUCAGAAAGGGCCCCAACAGCAGCAGUCGCCUGCGCAUCAUCACAAGGGUCCACAGCAGCAGCAAGGGUCUCCCCUCAAACAGCAGCAGCAGCCGAUGGCCAGACAGGAGCCUGUUCCCAAGCCUGUGGAGCCUGAGAAGCCCAAAGUCAACUGCCCCCUGUGUAAGACGGAGCUCAACAUCGGCAGCACAGCCGAGCCACCCAACUACAGCUCCUGCACCCAGUGCCACACCCAAGUGUGCAACCUGUGCGGAUUCAACCCCGCGCCUCACCUGGAGAAGAAGGAGUGGCUCUGUCUGAACUGUCAGACCCAGCGGCUGAUGUCCGGUGGACUCGGAGACCCUUCUCCUGUUCCUCAUCUGUCUCCAAAGCACCAACCAAUGGGAUCUCCACGCCACCAGGCACCAGCCAGUCAGCAGCCAGCUCAGAAGCCGCCCUUCCAGAAAUCAACCAAUCAGCAGCAGCAAGGGCCGAGACCGAUGCAGCAGCAGAAGCCACAGACAGGCCUGGGGAGCGGACCUUUCGCAGUGAAGCAACCUGGGGACACAAAGGCACCUGUCCAGCCCACACCUGCCAACGAGCCCCCAAAACAACCGAAGGCCACGGAAGAGACUAUGCCAAAGUCAGAGGAGGUGGUGGAACCCGUCAUAGACACCAAAUUAACUCAGAAGAAGGGAGAGCCAAUCCUAAAAGACCUAAAGAAGUCAAGACAUUAUGACGAGACCAAGAACAGCACUCAAGACCUGUCACGGAGCCCCCAGAGCCUGAGCGACACGGGCUACUCCUCAGACGGCAUCUCCAGCUCCCACAGUGAGAUCACCGGCCUCAUCCAGGAGGAGGAGAUGAAGCUGAGCGAGAGGGGCAUCAGCGGACGUGGCAGCCCCCCCAGCCCUUCCGAGAUCACCAAGCUGGAGAGCUCCAUGAGGCCCCUGCUGGAGUCCAAGACCCUGCCGGCCGAGGAGAGGGAGCGCGAACGGGGCCGGGGCAGGCACCACGGAGAGCAGAGGCCCCGGUCGCUGUCCAUCACCCCCGAGGCCUAUGACUCUGAUGAGGAGCUGGAGGACAUUGUGGAGGAGGAAGAGGACGGAGGGGAGAGGGAGUCCAAACGGGAGCACAAGAGCAGUGCCGCUCCCAAGGACGAGAAGAAAGUGGCUGAGCCGGAGCCAAUGACAGAUGAGGAGUUCAUGAGGAGGCAGAUCAUGGAGAUGAGCGCAGACGAGGACAACGAAGAAGAGGAGGACAUGGAGGAGGAGGACGAGGAGGACGAAGGCUACGGCUACCAAAAACCGAAAAAGACACACAAGCACAUUUCGGAGUCAAUGAAAGAGAAACGCCGCCUAUCUCACCAGUCUAGCAGCUUCGAGGAGGAGACCAAAAGCUCCAGCAACAUCUACAAAGGUUCUGCGGAGGAAGGAGAGGAGGGGGGCCUGGGGGGCCUGCGCCGCUUCAAGACCAUUGAGCUCAACAACACCAACAGCUACAGCCAUGACAUGGAGCUCAACAAUGAAAAUGACCUCAGCUUGGACCGGGAGCCCGAGCUGGAGAUGGAGAGCCUGACGGGAUCUCCAGAGGAGCGCUCCAGGGGAGAGUACUCCUCCACCCUGCCACCCACCACCUCCAGCUAUACCUCUGGCACCUCACCCACCUCCAUCUCCUCCAUGGAGGACGACAGCGACAGCAGCCCCAGCCGCAGACAGAGACUGGAGGAUGCCAAGCAGCAGAGGAAGGCCCGGCACCGCUCCCAUGGCCCCCUGCUGCCCACCAUCGAGGACUCCUCUGAGGAGGAUGAGCUGAGGGAGGAGGAGGAGCUGCUGCGGGAGCAGGAGAAGAUGAGGGACCUGGAGCAACAGAGGAUCCGCAGCACGGCCAGGAAGACCAAAAGAGACAAAGAGGAGCUGAGGGCCCAGAGACGCAGGGAGAGGUCCAAGACGCCCCCCAGCAACCUCUCCCCCAUCGAGGAUGCCUCCCCUACUGAGGAGCUGCGACAGGCUGCAGAGAUGGAGGAGCUCCACCGAUCCUCUGCCUCGGAAUACUCCCCCCAGAGCCUUGACUCAGAGGUUGAGGGAUAUGAGUCUAAACUCUACAAGUCUGGCAGCGAAUAUAACCUACCUACAUUCAUGUCUCUGUAUUCUCCCACCGAGAAAUCAUCGACAACCAUGACGACCACUGCUCCCUCCAGCAGCAAGCCCCUGAAGAGUGCUGAGGAGGUGUACGAGGAAAUGAUGAGGAAAGCUGAGUUGCUGCAGAAACAACAGAAACCGCAGCAGCAACAUAAACAACAGAAACAGCAGCAGCAACAAGGGAGACACAACAGUGCAUAUGAGGAUGACACAAAUGGUCAACAGUAUGAAGAUGAGUACGCGUACAAGCAGGCAGAGACUGGUUAUGAAAAAGAGGCAGCAGAGACGGGAGACAUCUACGAAGAGAUCUGCCAGACCUCCCAGAACAUCACUAAGAUGCACCAGUCCUCCACCCUGGAGUUACAGCAGCAGGUGGAAAUAGACAACAGUACCUAUCCAGAUAAGCAGCUUUUAGAUACUGGGUCAGCAUUCGCUAAGCUGCUUGAGCAGACCAAUGACCUAUUGACUCCUGGCACCAGCCCCACUCAGCUCUCUGCACCUGUGUCCUUCUCUGAGACCGGAGGAAGGAUCCCUGAUGUACGGGUGACACAACACUACUCAAAAGGGAUGAAGAGCCAGAUGGGUAAAAAUGGCAUCACUCCAGUGGCGGCCGCCACCACAUUAGCCGCCUACGGGGUUUAUUCCCGGGAUGCAGUGACCAUCUCCCAGACCAGCGUUAGUCAAACGAUGACGACCAUCCAAUCCACCAUGUAUGGUCGGCAAACUGGAGGUCCCACCACUUCAACCACAACCAUCUCAAAUGUGUGCAGCAAGAUAGCAGAGAUAACACAGGCAUACAGCCAGAGACAGGUGGUUGCGCGGAGCGUGGGGGAGAACCGAGGGGUCCAAGUCAGAGACAGUGCAACAUCUUCAGAGCACGUCAUUGAGCCCCGCUCGCCAAAGAUAUACUCGUACUACAAGAGCUCCAGCCCCCCUCUGUCCCCCUCCACCUCGCCCACUGAAAGCCUAAGUAAAUCCCCCUCCAGGAGGGUCGAGAUCUCCACCCAGACGUUCAGCCCAGGCAUAGGGGCUCCGUCGGCUGGCUCAGGGCCCACCUCCCCAGUGAUGGUCCAGGGUACCCAGACAACUCACAGAGUCAUAUCCCCACGUCUUUUCAGACAGCAAUCCUCCCAGGACGCCCCCUACAUGGACGCCGAGCACACAAGCCCUGCCAAACCAAUGACGGUCAACACGGCCACCUCACCUUUAUCCUCGCCCACCAGAUUCAGCCGACAGUUGACAUUUGACGGCUACUCUCCACAAGCCAGUCCGCCAGACACCCCUCCAUACCACCAGUCUCCUCACCGCAGCUUCUAUAGGACGCAGAAGUUGGAGAAGGUCAAUGUUGGCACCAGCAUGGUCACCACAGCUAGCACCUACAGCCGUGGUUCGAUAUCUAUGGACAGCAUCUCGCUCUGCAGAAUCUCCACCGUCCCAGGGACCUCGAGAGUGGAGCAAGGCAAGAUGAUCCAUGGUGGGAGCGUGGUGGAUCUGAGAACAGUGGAUCUGAGAACAGCCACUAUACCAGCUCCCAUCAUCAUGACUGACCACGGCAUGGAUCUUACCUCCCUGGCCACAGAAACACGCAAAUACACCAGUGGGCACGAGGGGAGCCACCCCUCUACCAUCAUCCAGCCUCUCAUCAUGAACCUGAACACCCAGCAGCACCCCCAAGUGAUGGUAUCAACCGUAACCACUGUGAGCGUCACAGUGGCCGGCUCCAUGUUCAUAUCACAGCCCCAACAGCCCAUGGUCUACGGGGACCCUUUACAAAACAGAGUGGACCUGGGUCAGGGUCUGGGCUCAGCCAUGUGCCUGUCACAGAACAAACCACCACCCACUGACCCGUCCAUCCCCAAGAUUGACGCCAAGUUGGAGGACCUGAGCAUCCAGCAGCAGCAGCUGAUGGAGCAGCAGCAGAAGCUUCAACAGCAGCAGCAGCUCUUGGAGCAGCAGCUCCAGCAACACCAUCAGAUGCAGCAGCAGUCCUCCUUAGCUCGGUACAACCUACCAGGCCAGAUGACUCUGCUCAAGAAGGACCUUCUGGUCAGCCAAACCAGCAACUCCCCAGCUGUGGUCAGCGCUAUAUCCUCCACCAUCGCCCCUGACAUCUACAGCACUGGAGGUCCCCUGGAGCUGAAGAGCAAACCAACCCCAGCAGGUGUGAUGAACCUGGCAGGCGGUGGACCUCAUGGCAUGAUGGUCCAGAUGGAUGGAGCCCCACAGGGAGGACCAGUGACCCAGCUGGUGAAGACAGAAGAGGGCCAGGAUGCCGUGGACCUGACAGGGGGGCAGAUCAAAGCUGAGAACCAACCGGCCUGCUGUGACGUAGUGUACCGCCUCCCAUUCGGAGGUAGCUGUGUUGGUGGUCCGUUCUCCCAGAAGCAAAAUGUUGAUGAGAAAGUGGCCACUCAAGAGCCAAGUCCACCCUCUGCACCACCACUCUCCUACGAGUCAGACCAGGAGGGCCAGUAUCAGGAGUUUUCUGUGGAUGGGCGUAAAGCCUACACACUACCGUUCCCUGGGCGGCUACCGCCCUCGAUGUCUGACACCAACCUAGCAGAGGCCGGACUCCAGUCCUACCACUUCAAGAUGGACCCACACAUCCAGGUCUCUAAAGAGCUGGCCGUGGACCUCAGCACCAUGAAACAUGGCUAUGAGGGAGGCUUCCUGGGACUGGGCAUGCAGUACGGCUCCUACACUGACCUUCGCCAUGGGGGUGACCUCACAGCUACUUCCCUGCCCAUACGCAGAUUCAACUCCCUGUCAAACAUCAGCUCAGACUACGGCUACUCGCCCCGAGACCUCGCUAACUUCCAGGAGUCCAACCUGGCCCAGUACAGUGCCACCACCGCCAGAGAGAUCAGCCGAAUGUGCGCUGCCCUCAACUUAAUGGACCGUUAUGGGAGCAACCCGGAGCUUGUGCAGUACGGCGUAGGAAGAGGAACUGGUCCAGGUGGCAGGCUUAACUCUAUGAGACAAAAUAUGCUCUACGGACCUGACGGGAAGCCAAUCUCUCAAACCCAAGCGCUCACCAACAUGAUCAAUGCCAGGCAAGCCAGCCUCCGAGCCAUGUACCCGUCUGCCAUGAGGUCUGCUGAUGGAAUGACCUACUCCACCGUCAACACGCCCAUCGCAUCCACCUUGCCAAUCACUUCCCAGCCUGCCUCAGUGCUGCGCCCGCUACUGAGGGGAGUGUACAGACCUUUACCCACAGCCAACAUGACACCCGUGCCUCUGGCCAGCCUCACCAGGAUGCCUGUGAACCCAAGGAUGCCUAUAUCUGGGCAGGCUCCAUACCGUCAUCCGGCUCCCAACAUCUUCCCAUUCACCACUUCGGCCUCUGUGAGAAUGCCUGCCGCUAUCAACACCACCCAGGAUGCCCCGCUCUACCUAGGGAAGCCCUCUGUGAAAUCAGGUGCAUCUGAUCCAUCGUCUCAACCUCUCUUUGCCCAUACAUCAGCCCCGGUCAGCUUGUCAAUGGCGCCCCAGCAGCAACCCAUGAACCUGACCCAGGCUCACCUCCACACUCAGGCCCUAGGGCAGCCCCAGGUCCAGCCUCAGAACCAACCCCCAGCCCAGCCCCAGCACAUGCAACCUCAAUCCCAUCCUCAGGGCCAGCUCCCACCCCAGAGCCAGCCCCCUCCAGCCCACACUUACCCUCCGACACAAAGCUACACUGGGCCCCAGAGCAACACCCAGCCCCCUCCGCCUGGCCCACCCUCCAGCGGCCCCGUCAACCCUGCGACGGAGACGGAGGAGAGGAUACACCGCCAGCAUGAGCAGCUGCUGCAAAUGGAGCGGGAGCGUGUGGAGCUGGAGAAGCUGCGUCAGCUACGUCUGCAGGAGGAGCUGGAGAGGGAGCGCAUGGAGCUGCAGCGGCACCGCGAGAAGGAGCAGAUGCUGGUGCACAGGGAGAUCCAGGAGCUGCAGACAAUCAAGGAGCAGGUCCUGCAGCAGCAGCAGGUUGAGAGGGAGAACCAGCUGGUGAUGCAGAAGGAGCAGUUGGCCCAGCAGAAAGCCCAGCUCGACCAGAUACAGUCGCUGCAGCAGCAGCUUCAGCAGCAGCUCGAGGAGCAGAAGAGGCAGAAGACUGCUGCAGCUGCUGCUGCUGCAGCCGCCGCAGCCGCUCAGGUGGACCAGAACGGCCAGACCCUGCUGCCCAAUGGAAACCAAGUGGGCUUCAUUUCCCUGCCCAACUCCUCCUCGGACAUGUGUCUAAGGAACAACGAGGAGCAUAUAGAGACCAGAACCAACAUGAGGAGGCAGAACUCCACCUCCAUGCCCCGGCUGAGGGAUGGAAUGGAGGGCGAGAGCGUCCAGUUCUAUGGAGCGCGGAGGAUCGUGGACAGCUGCGUCCAGACAGACGAAGAGGAUGGCGAGGAGAGGUACAUCAUGUCCCGGCGCAGACGCAACAGGCGCAGUGUAGACUGCAGCGUUCAAACCGACGAUGAUGAGGAGAAAGUGGAGUGGGAGCAGCCCGUGAGGCGCAGGCGCUCUCGCUUCUCUAAGCACUCGGAUCCCGGGGCCGAAAACAAGACAGACACAGCCUCCAAGACAGCCGCCUCAUCCAGCAUUGCCAUCCAGACCAUCCGAGAAGGCUCCUGCCAGACUGAAACAGACCAGCUGUGGAAGGUGUCCCCGGCCAUCCACGUCACCGUGCCAGACCCGAACAAAGUCGAGAUCGUCCACUACAUCUCAGGCCCUGAGAGGACCCAGAAGGGCCAAAGCCUAGCCUGCCAAACAGACGUUGAGGCCCAGUCUCAGGGCGUGGUGGUGCCGCAACUCAGCGUGCCCACCACCAUCAGCCCCUACUCCACGAGCAUCCAGCUGGUGGGGUCUGCCGACCCGCGCCAGCAGCAGAACAGGAGGAGGCCGGACCCCCUGGAGAUCAGCUACCAGACCCAGCCCAUGAACCACCUCCAUAAUGAGUCCCUCUCCAGCCUGAUCCGUCAGCCCCCCAAGUCCCCCCAGGUGCUCUACUCCCCUGUUUCCCCAGUCUCCCCCCACCACCUGCUGGAGACCUCCCUCUCCAGCGGCGGGCUGAACAAGGCCCACGUCACCCCCCAGCAGAAGGCAUACACGGUCGAGUCGCCCCAACGCCACCCCAGCAUGCCCCGGCCCAUUAAGAACACACAGAGGUCCAUGUCGGACCCCAAGCCCCUAAGCCCAACUACAGAUGAGCACACCAAGGCCAGGCUAAACCUGUACCAGCAGCAAGCUCUUCAGAGCCAGCUGGCCGCCCUGCAGCAGAGCGCCCUGAGGAAGGUGAAGAGGACCCUGCCCAGCCCCCCUCCAGAGGAAAGCCACCUCCCUAUCGUCACCCCGGCCCUCCCUCAGAUGUACAUGCCCUCCAUGCCCUCCCUGAGGGCCGGGACCAGGCCAGGUCUGGCAGCCAAAGCCAGCCUGCUGAAGGACCUCACCCACGAGCUGAAGGCCGUGGAGCAGGAGUCCACCAAGCUCCGCAAGCAGCAGCAGGAGCUGGAGGAGGAGGAGAAGGAGAUUGAUGCCAAGCUGCGCUACCUGGAGCUGGGCAUCCAUCAGCGCAAGGAGACCCUGGUGAAGGAGAGGGAGAGGAGGGAUAUGGCCUAUCUGCGCUGCAUGGGCGACCCACGAGACUACAUGUCAGACAGCGAGCUGAAUAACCUGCGGCUGGCGGCCGCUGUAGCUUCCUACGAGAGCAACGGGGUGCUGACCAGACCCAGCACAGCACCACUGAGCCAGUUCACCAGCGACUUCAACACAGCCGCCCAGUUUCCUCCCACCUCCUCCUUCGUCUCCUAUCAGUCCUAUCACACCCAGAGCCAGCCAGCUCCAGCUCCCCAGCCCGGCACCCCUUACCAGACUGCAGCCUUCAACCAGCCCCCCUACCCUUCAGUGUCCCAGGCAGCAGCUCUCCCCCAGCCCACCCCCCUGCAGACCCAACAUCCUCCCCCAUCCUACCAGAUCCAGUCCUUCUCCUCCCACACAUUCCCCCAGAGCCAUCCCCCCUACCCGACAGAGCAGGGUGUGCACCCACUGCCUCAGCAACAGCAACAGCCUAGCCACCAGGGAUUCCAGCAUGCCCAGCCUGGCCAACCUCCGUACCCCACCCACACCUCUCCAUACCCCAGCCAGGUGUCCUACCCAGCUGGCCCUGGGCAGAUCACUCCCUACCAGCCCCAGGCAGACAUCCUCACUGUCCACCAGAGACCGAGACAGACAUCGCUGGCUGACCUGGAGCACAAGAUGCCCGCUAAUUAUGAGGUCAUAAGCAACCCCACUGUAGGGGUGACCACCACGGCUCAAGACACCAUUUACUCCUCCUCCAGUGGGGCACCCCCAUACGGACAGUAUACUGGUGGUACCACCAUGGUCAACAAUUAUGGGCCGUACUCUACGGCAGUCUCCAGUACAUAUGGCCAGUACACCACAACAGUAUCCAACACAUACGGGCAGCAGUACACUUCCACCCCGGCCAGUACAUACGGCCAGUAUACCACCACCACAGCUAACACCUAUGGCUACACCACCACUACAGCCAGCUCCUACGGCCAGUAUACUGCAACAGUGGCCAACAGCUACGGCCACAUCACUCCAUCUGACCGUCUGCACUCGGUUGACAGCCCCUCUACCUACGCACAGGACGGUCUCUACGGCCCCGCAAGCCUGGAGCAGAAUGUCCCAAGGAACUACGUCAUGUGUGAUGACAUCAGCGAGCUGACCAAGGAGGGCCUGGGAGGCACAGCAGACAUGCACCGGAGCGACGGCCAAGGUGGACGCUACGCAGUGGAGAGCGGUCCGGCGAGAGGAGGGAGCUCCUACGGCAGGCCGGAGGAUGAGCUGACCAGGGAAGAAGACCUGUACGACCACCAUGGCAGGGCCUACCAUCUUGGCCAGGAGGAGACGGACUGGUUUGAGAAGCCCAGGGACCUGCGCUCUAGCUCCCGCCACUAUGGCAGUGGUGGCCACUCCUCGUCCGGCCGUAGCCGCCACGUCAAGCACACCUACCAGGACUAUGACGAGCCCCCAGAGGAGGACCUGUGGCCCCAGGACGAGUACGGCCACACCCGCCAAUCUUCCUCUUCGCGGGACCAUCGCCACCACGGCAGCAGCAGCUCCGGGAGACACUCCGCCUCGUCCCGCCAUUCGGACGAACCGCGCUCCUCGCGCUCCUCCAAGGGCCACCCCAAAGAUCCGUCCAUGCGCCAUGACUCCCGCCAGAUGUCCUCGUCAGGAAAGAGGGGUGAAUCCCGCUCCCAGGGGGGGUAUCACUCAUCGGACUACUCCAGGGACCCGUCGGGCCACCACCACAGCCAGGGCCGCUCCUCCAAGUCCUCAUCCUCCCAUGAUGGGCGGACUUCCUCCAGGAAGCAGCAAGACCUCCAGGGUCACCCUCCCUCCUCCUCCAGGGGCCAGGGCAGCUCUGGCCGUGGGCAGGGAUCCGCCGGUGGGCCCCCAGGCUCCAGGGGACAGGGUCAUACCUCCCAGCAGGAUGGGCUGCAUCAAGGCCAGCGCACCCAGCUGCAGCAGCAGCCCCAGACCUUGGCGGCACGACAGACAGGCACCACCCCUGGGGGCACCACCCCUGGUGGCACCACCCCUGGGGGCCAGCAGCCUCUGGGCCUGGCCCAAGCCCAACAGGGUCUACAGGCCAAGCCUGGUCAGCUUGGUCCUGGUCAGCCCGGUCGCCAGCCACAGGCAGGAGGCCCAUUGGGGCAACUGCCACCAACUGCGCAGGCACCUGUCGCAAACACACCCCCUGUGACUGCCAUAGGGGCCAAAGCUGUCAUAGGAGGAGCAGCCCAACCUGCAAAAACACCUCAACCCCCACUCACAGGAAUAGGCUCCAAGGCCAGCCCUAGACCCGGUGGCAUCGGGAGCGCAGCAGCGGGUCAACCGGGGAUGGAGGGGGAUAGUCUCCUCUCUAAAGUCCUGCCAGCAAACCCUGCAGAGGCGGCAGGAAAACUAGGAGAAGCGAUCUCCGGUUUCGGCAAGAAGUUCACCUCGUUGUGGUGAGGUGUUGAGAUGAAGAUCGUUUUGAGGCCACCUGGCUGCAAUGCCCACAGCCAAAGAACCAGGCCCCUGACACCCCGGGACCCCCAGAACACCCUAGGGCUGCAGUCUGCACUGAGGUCACAAGCCCUGAGGACCCUUCCAGAGAGAGGCUAGCUGGAUAGAGUGCCUCGUCCCCCGGGUCUCUGCCACUGUCUGGGUUUUCAGCACCACCUUUCAAUCAGCCAUUAUCCUUUGGGGAAUGGGCUCUAUACUAAGGAAUACUCCAUCCAGCUGCUCUGUAGGAGGAUGGGAGGGAGCCACAAUAUUGUGACACCCCAACACACUGAUGAUGCUAUCCUCUAGUCCAGUGGUUCCCAACCUUUUUUGGUAACUGAGUUUAGAUCUGCCCGGAACACCCUUGAAGUACUCCCUCGUGUGUAUUUUACCAGUAGUCCUAUUAUCUCAUGAGUCUUCUCAAGUAUUGAUAAAGCCAAAUACCCCCAGGGGUCCUAGUACACCUGGUUGGGAACCACUGCUCUAGUAUGUGGGCUGUUGUGCUGUUGUCUGCUGGGGGGCGUAACACAUCCCAGGGGGCGUGGCCAUAGUGGCAUGGUAGGAUCCUUGAUUCCAUAAGCCUGUGCUCAGACACUCUCCUUUCAUCUCCGAAAAAGAAAAGAACACUGAAGCGCUUCGUAGGUUUUUCUGGUACUAAAGACUUGCUGUUUCAUUUGGAUGCUGAUAACAAUUUAGGGAAGAAGAAGAAAAAGAAAAAGAAGAAGAAGAUGAAAGAAGAAGAUGAAAAAAAAGAAGAAGAAGAAGAAUAAGAAAGAAGAAGAAGAAAAAAUGAAAAAAAGAAGAAGAAGAAGAAGAAGAAGAAAGAAAAAAAUACAUAAUAUGGAUGACUAGGAUGACAGAAGCUAGCAUGACAACUUCACAGUCUGUUCUGUUCUUAUCUCUACAUUCCAGAAUGGAAAAAGGCUCUGUUUUUUAUGCUGACUCAUUCUUUUUUUUUUUUUUUAUGUGUCUAAGAAGUGUAUAGUGGAUUUAGGAUUUUGAAUGCAUGGAACUUUAUAUCCAAGACCUUACACUGUUCACCAUUUCAAUCACAGAGGCCAUAAGACACUGGUUAAUAAUAAUAAUACUAAUAAAAAAAGCUCAGUAAGAUUUCUCCAAAAGACGACAAGGUGGAGACAACACUGAAUCUGGCCAUAGAAUGGGAGACUCAUCAUUUGGGAGGUUUUGGUUGCACCAUGAGAGCCAAAUGUGGCCAGGUUAGUUUUUUGGCCAUUGCAAAGCCAUUAAUAAGAACAAAAACAUCCCAGAACGUUUGGGUUCAAAGUGUUUCUGAACCUUCCCACAACGUUUCCAUUGGAUUUUGUUCUCGCUAUGUAUUUGCCAGAUUUUCUGUUAUAUGAUAGCGGAUUCGCCUUAAUCAUUCCAUUAUUUUUUAUUUAGAGUAAAGUGACAUAUCUUAUUUUUUUUACUCCAUGUUCUGUCCAUAAAGCUUAUUUUCAUUGCAAACGUUUUUUAUGUAAUAAUGAUGUCAGCUGGAACACUGGCUAUGAGAUUAAUUUAUAUUUUUGGAUUUUGUUUCACUUUUAGGUUUGAAAUGAUUUAUAUUAUUUAUUUUUUCAUACAUGUUUAUGGUUGCCAUAAUAAUUUAUUACGUUAUUUAUUUAUUCAUUUAUUAUUAAUAAUAGUGAAAACGCAAUAGUAUGUGGAAGGAAGUCAGUAAAGAGCACAGUCUUGUGUCAUUUAAAAAAAUCAGUGGUCAGGAAUGUGUGCCUCUGUCUGUAUAUCUGAGUUGUGCAAUUUUCUGCUAUCACAUCUUAACAGGGCCACACCUGGGUCAGAUUCACUAGGUACCAAACCGAAGAAACAACGGACUGAAACAGGGAGGGACUACCUGAAAUUGUCCAAUAAGAAACCCUCAUUUUCAUUUUCUGUCGUAAAACGUUUUGCUACGGUGUGCUCUAAUGAAUACGACCCUGGAAAUCCAUUCUUGUAGUUUGGUACUGCCCAGACAAGGCACAUAAUAUCUGCCCAUUUUGAUAUAUGAGCACUGCAAGACAGCAGAGAGGCACUGAAUACAAACCAGUGCAAAUCACCAUUGAAUCUGACUUGAAUACUUUAGCAUUCUUUUGUUGACGGUCAUCAUCAUCAAUGGGUUUUCAUGUUUUUUGGCUUACUUCAAAUGUUUUACAUCCAAAAGAACACAAACGGGAAAAGAGAUAAUCCUUACUGACAAGUAGUACAUAUAGGCUGUGUUUCAAAUAGACUGAGGAUGACACACUGGAGACACCUAGUCUGCACACACUCACAUGUGGCUGUAUGAGUUCUGUGCAAGUUAAAGGUGUUUGGAGCAUUAGACGCUGAAGGGUCAAAGAUACAGCACUUGGUUCAGUCACAGACAGUUAUUUGCCUUUGUUUUUGCGACCAAACUGCAAACCCCAAGAUGUUGACAGUUGUCACAGAAACCUCUCAGGUCAGUGUUCUUCCUGCUGUUCUUUGCAGUGCAGCGUGGAUAGUAGUUGGACUGGUCAGGUGGGACUGGUCAGGCAGAGGCCUACUAAUGGGAACCCUAAACCUGAUGUAUAUUGUCUCUCUCUCUCUGUGGACGCUGGGAUCAAGCAUGCUCUGGCAAAACCUCAGUAACAGUCACUUCUGUAUCGUUACGUUCCUGAUGUCUGUAUGUAUGUGUAUGUUUCUCAUCAUCAUAUUACAAAACUACAAAACAAAACAAUAUUUGACAAAUAAAACCCAAGUGUGUGGUCGAUAGCAAUUUUUCAAUUCCAAACGUUCUAUGCAAUGAAUCAUAUUUAGGGAAAAUACUAAGGAAGAAAGAAACACAACUGAAUACCACUAUUGUUGUCAUGCCUGAGAAAAAUACUCCUUUAUUGUAGCAUUCCUGCUAGAAAAACUAAUUGGCUGGUUUGUAUAUAGCUACAAUACUUUUACGUCAGGAAAUUGAUUAAAUGUUUUUAUUUUUUGCAUGUUUGAGUCCCCUCACUGAAAAUUGGGACCCAGUUUGUGCAUUUGUUAUUUCAUAGAAGAGAAUAAAGCUGCUGAAGAAUUAAGCCAAUUCUAUGAAGAGAUUAAAUAUAUAUAUAUAUAUAUAUAUAUAUAUAUAUAUAUAUAAAAAAUAUAC